Sitodiplosis mosellana (orange wheat blossom midge) is the source of this 1689-nucleotide messenger RNA. RefSeq lists its product as uncharacterized. The transcript has 3 exons. Lineage: Eukaryota; Metazoa; Arthropoda; Insecta; Diptera; Cecidomyiidae. Bases 269 to 1609 code for a protein of 446 amino acids. The record is from RefSeq and is a predicted model, not a curated record. Gene Ontology annotation, molecular function: serine-type endopeptidase activity. Gene Ontology annotation, biological process: proteolysis.
GAAAAUUCUUCACAUUGUGGUGGUCAAAAGUAUCGUUCAUAGUGGAUUAUAGGUUCAGUCAAAUAUUUGAGUCAACAUACAUAUGGUAUUAAUACUGAAUGAUAGAAACGAAUUUUGUAGAUGAAGAAUUCGCGGUUUCCCCCUAGCAAUUUUGUGUGUGUGUGUUCAUUUUUUCUUUAAAUAUUAUUGCUUGUACUGAGAAUGAAACGAUUUUAUUACAAAAUAUUUGCAUGAAUACAAAGACCAUCCAAAUGAUCCCAAUAGAAAAAUGGUAACUACAUGUACCGCAUUUAUUCUGUCGAAAACGGAAAUCAUCACGAAUGCCCAUUGCGUGUAUGACGCCCCAUAUGUUCAUGUGGUAGCUGGUACGAAAGUUGUAUCAGAUGCAAAUCAGAAAAUUAAAAUCAAAGUGGAAAAAGAGAACUUUGCAUAUCAUCCUCAUUAUAGUCAUUCAGGAAUAGUCGGUCCAUUUGAUAUUGCCAAAUUAACACUAGAAGAGCCGUUAGAAUUCAGCGAUACCGUUGGCAGUAUCAAACUCGUGGACAAGGAUUAUAAAUUGAAUGAUCCAUCAGAAGUGGUCACUGUCUAUGGGUAUGGCGCGUUGAAUUUACCAAUGAUAUUGAGGCGUUGCGAUGCGAACUAUAUAUCUAUUGUCGAACGGGCCAUCACAUUCAACGCAGAUCAGACUUUGUACUUUACCACUGGCGAAGCUACGAACGAUGGCGAAAUUAUUACACAUGGUGAUUCGGGUGGACCAGUCGUUUCAAAAACAAAUGGCAAAAUCGUGGGCAUAACUACGGGUAUAAAUGGAACAACAGGUGGCCGCGGAAUGUUCCUCCCAAUUGCAUCAUUCCUUGAUUUUAUCCAUGAUCCAAAGAGCGUGAAACCAAUUCCACCUUCGCUUACACCUAACGAAGCUAAAUUUAUAGCCGAUAUAGCGGUACCUGGAAAAUUUCUUACUGUCACCAAGGAAGCAUAUGCCAAUGCCGACGAAGAUGUUCAAAUACAAUUUGAUGCAAUCAUUUUGUCGGAAACCGAGAUUUUGACCUGUGCACAUCAUGUGCACGGCGCCCCAUAUGUCUAUGUAACCGUUAAUAAACUAUCAAGAAAUGCGACAGAACUUAAAGUCACUGAAGACCAGAUAGAAAUUCAUGAGAAAUACGACUUGUCGGGAUGGACAUUUGACGUUGCCAAGAUUACACUUAAAGAACCGUUGGAGUUCAAUGAGAACGUUGGCAGCAUCGAUUUGGUGGACAAACAUUACAAAUUGAAUGACCCGUCCGAAGUAGUCUCUGUCUAUGGUGAUAUGAUAUUGGAUGGAGCAGAGAGAACGAGACGUUAUGAUACAAAGUAUUUGAAUGGCGCCAUUUGCAAACCGAAAGUGCACCCCCUAUUUGAUGCAAAUCAUUUGAUGUGUUACACUUUAGAUGGAAGCAUGGGAACUCCCUCUACGUUUGGAGGACCGAUGAUUUCGAAGAAGAAUAACAAACUCGUGGGCAUGACCAUAAUUCGUUAUCCUGAUCAGCCAGUUAUUUUUCAACCAAUUGCACCGUUGCUCGAUUGGAUCCGGAAGCCAAAGGUUAGACGUAAUCAAAGGAGAAGAAUAUAGACUCGAAAAAAGGGGUUUCAAGCGCCUAAAAAAGCUGAAUACCGUCUCUUUUUUUGCCCCUGUCAUUUGAUGUUCAACAA